This is a messenger RNA of Pseudoliparis swirei, 1427 nucleotides long. Its product is annotated as ADP-ribosylation factor 4. Gene Ontology annotation, cellular component: cytoplasm; plasma membrane. The record is from RefSeq and is a predicted model, not a curated record. The coding region runs from base 150 to 692 and encodes 180 amino acids. NCBI's taxonomy places the organism in Eukaryota, Metazoa, Chordata, Actinopteri, Perciformes, Liparidae. Gene Ontology annotation, molecular function: GTPase activity; GTP binding. The transcript is spliced from 6 exons. Gene Ontology annotation, biological process: intracellular protein transport; vesicle-mediated transport.
GCCCGGACGUGGCAUGAGGAAGAGCUGCCCCCCCCCACCCCACCCCAUCUGAUCCUGAUCUCCUUGUCUCUGCGGGUCUACCCCUAGUCCGGGUCUACCCCUAGUCCGGGUCCUCCCUAACUCAGCAGCGGAACCGGGACUUCGUUAAAAUGGGUCUCACCAUCUCGUCGUUGUUUUCCAGGUUCUUCGGGAAGAAGCAGAUGAGGAUCCUGAUGGUCGGUUUGGAUGCAGCUGGUAAAACGACCAUCUUGUACAAACUGAAGCUCGGAGAGAUCGUCACCACCAUCCCAACGAUCGGUUUCAAUGUGGAGACGGUCGAGUACAAGAACAUCUGCUUCACAGUUUGGGACGUCGGCGGUCAGGACAAGAUCCGUCCUCUGUGGAGACACUACUUCCAGAACACUCAGGGUCUGAUCUUUGUGGUGGACAGCAACGACCGAGAGAGAGUCGCCGAGUCUGCUGAGGAACUCUCCAAGAUGAUCCAUGAGGACGAGCUGAAGGAGGCGGUGCUUCUGGUGUUCGCCAACAAGCAGGAUCUCCCCAACGCCAUGGCGGUCAGCGAGCUCACCGACAAGCUGGGUCUGCACAGCCUACGCAGCAAGACCUGGCAUGUCCAGGCCACCUGUGCCACCCAGGGGACGGGUCUCUACGAGGGUCUGGACUGGCUGUCCAAUGAGCUGUCGAAGCACUAGACCAGCUGACGGGAAGAUGGGCGAUGUCAUGGGUGAUGUCAUCAGUGAUGUCAUGGGUGAUGUCAUGGGCGAUGUAAUCAGUGAUGUCAUCGGUGAUGUAAUCAGUGAUGUCAUGGGUGAUGUCAUGGGCGAUGUCAUCAGUGAUGUCAUGGGUGCUGUAAUCAGUGAUGUCAUCGGUGAUGUCAUGGGCGAUGUAAUCAGUGAUGUCAUGGGUGAUGUCAUGGGUGAUGUCAUCAGUGAUGUCAUGGGCAAUGUCAUCGGUGAUGUCAUGGGCGAUGUCAUCGGGUGACGCUGUGUACAAAGUGAUGAAGAGGAGGAGGAAGGUUUACCUGAACUGUUUGUUUUUUAAAUUAUUCAUGUCUGUAACAGGAAGUGAUGUCAUGGACUCCGAGCUCUUCUGCUUCUGUUCUUCCUGUUAUCGUUGUUGCAUGUAUCAGGAUCAUGUGACAGGAAGUGAUGUCAGUGUGCCUGUGGGCGGGGUUAAUUUCAGGGGGAGGGGCAACCACAGCUGAGUUACCUGUGGGCAGGGGGCGGGGUUUAUCUCAGGUCACAGUUACCUGUGGGCAGGGGGCGGGGUUUAUCUCAGUUGACAGUUACCAGGGGGCGGGGUUUAUCUCAGGUGACAGUUACCUGUGGUGCGAUGACUGAUUCCACCGAGCCGACCCUGAAGGCCUCGUCAUUCUUUAAAAAUGUCAAGAAUCAACGACGAUGCAAUAAAGUUUUUUUUCCUUCUCA